AUGUCAGACGUCGAGGUCAUUGGCGCCUCCAGCUGGGAGUCGACUACGCCUCAGUCGCCCCAAGCGAGCUUCACCCAAGCUAUCAUCGACGAGCUCAGGAAAGUAUCGCCCGCGCCAAUCUCAGCGACGCAGCUGGUCUCGCAACUGCACUCGACGCAGUCAGUCGUCAGGAACAGGUCAAUGCCUGUGCACAAGCUUCCCCUCGAUCUGGAUCAACCUCCUGCUCUCAUUCACCGCAUUGAGAAGACACCAACGCCGCCGCCGACCCAGAGCACUGCCGUACCGAGAUUCUCACAUGUUCUCAUUGGAGUCACGGUGGAAAAGGAGGACACAGUUCCCGACAAAGCCGCGUGGGCCACCUGGCUCACAACUAAUCUGCCACCAUACGUCGGGCAAAUAGACAUCCAGGCUUCGUGGAAGACAGGGUCGGCUUUCGUCAUUUUUGUCAUGCCCAUCGAAAUCUGGCUUGGUCUCCCGGAGCGGGAGGCCUAUGUCUUUCUGGAAUACCAUCGAGGAUGGGACGCUGCAGCGGCAGCACGAGCACAACGAGCACUUUGCCAACCACCACCACCGCCCACGCGAGGCACCGACCGCGGUGUCGGUCGCGGAAUAGCUGGGCAGUCAAGCUCGCAGCUGCAGAGCGAUGAAAACGUGAGGCCAGGCACAGGCACGGGCAGCGGCGCUCGUAUUCCCCAGCGCAUGCCCCAGCCGGGACACGAGACACCGCUUGUGCUGCCCAACCCCAACGUCCCAAGGCCCGACGAGCAAAAAGACUCACGAUAG
Messenger RNA from Hirsutella rhossiliensis, 783 nucleotides. RefSeq lists its product as uncharacterized. Lineage: Eukaryota; Fungi; Ascomycota; Sordariomycetes; Hypocreales; Ophiocordycipitaceae. The coding region runs from base 1 to 783 and encodes 260 amino acids. The transcript has 2 exons. The record is from RefSeq and is a predicted model, not a curated record.